Molecule: messenger RNA, 1380 nt
Organism: Ceutorhynchus assimilis (cabbage seed weevil)
Lineage: Eukaryota; Metazoa; Arthropoda; Insecta; Coleoptera; Curculionidae
Source: the annotation of a GenBank genome assembly
AUGAAGCGUCAUUUUAUCACAAUAAUUUGUUUAUUAUUGGUUGGUUUAUCUGAAGAAGUGGAACAUGUCGCAUUCGUCAUUGUAAGCCAAAAUAACGACUAUAACGAUGCAUUGGCAAAGGAACUUGAACGGAACUUGGAAGCACAAUCACAAGAAAUGCAAAUUGACAAGCCAGAAAUCUACAUUUCCAAUAAAGUAUUUGAUGCCAGCGCAGAUUGGAUCAUAGCUCCCAUUAUAGCGCAAAUUUUGGAUAAAAUCGACAAGAAUUGCCGAUGGAUUGUUUUUUUGGAAGAUCGCACAACAGUUUCUUUAAAACUGCUCUUAGAUGCACUGAAUAAAUGGGAUUUCAAUAAUGAAACAUGGAUAGGACAUGCUUCAUACGACUCCGAUGCAACCAUUAUACAUCAUUUUGCCUUUCAUGGGGAUCCAAAGUUUUUCAAGUAUCCGAAUUUGGCUUCUGGGAUGGCUUUGAGUAUCCCAUUAUUGAAAAGACUGAGACACCGUUUAGAGAAAGGAUACAAACAACCAGAUUUUUUCAUCGAUCCGGCACACGAAUUUUCACUUUUUGUAUAUGAAGAUGGAAGAGGCCUGAUGAUCCAACAUGAACCAUUAUUCUGCUCCAAAGAGGAACCUAAUUGUGCAACUUAUCCCCACAAAUUUCAAUCUUGUGAAAUGCAGGAUUACAAUGGUAUUUCAUCAAUCUUUUUUGCCAUCAAAACAUGCCAAAAAUUCCACGACGAGAGACUGCGAGUUGUCCAAAAAACCUGGUUAGAAUACACCGUAAAUACUGCUAUUUUUAGCGAUGUUACUGAUUCAGGAAUUCCAACAUUAUCAUUGGACGUGCCAAACACAGAACAAGGCCAUUGCCAAAAGACAAUGGCAAUUCUUCAAUAUGCAUUAAAAAUAUUUGAUAACAACAGAAAGUUACGGUGGCUUGUUUUGGUUGAUGAUGACACUAUUUUAAGUGUAUCAGGAAUACUCAAUUUAACUAAUUGCUACCAGAACGCAACUCGAUCCCUAAUUUUAGGAGAAAGAUAUCGGUUUGGAGUUCAUGGCUUUAACUACCCCACUGGUGGAGCAGGGAUUGUGAUCAACAGGCAGGCACUGGAAAUACUAGCGAAAGCAUGCCAAUGCAUGCGUCCUGAUUCCCCAGACGAUAUGGUGAUAGGAGCUUGUGCCCUGGAACAUGGGCUAACGUUGGUUCAUAUACCUCAGUUGCAUCAGGCUCGUCCGGAUGACUAUGCUCCAGGACGUUUAGCAGUCAAAGAUGCCAUUAGUUUUCAUAAACAUUGGAUGAUCGAUCCGAUAAAAACAUACAAGCAGUGGUUUUUAGCAAAUGACGAAAGAAUGUUCAAACCAUCCCUUAAGACAGAAUUGUAA